Messenger RNA from Alligator sinensis (Chinese alligator), 9306 nucleotides. It is a transcript of the gene ROS1, whose product is annotated as ROS proto-oncogene 1, receptor tyrosine kinase. The record is from RefSeq and is a predicted model, not a curated record. Gene Ontology annotation, biological process: positive regulation of kinase activity; protein phosphorylation; cell surface receptor protein tyrosine kinase signaling pathway. Bases 245 to 7177 code for a protein of 2310 amino acids. The transcript has 44 exons. Lineage: Eukaryota; Metazoa; Chordata; Crocodylia; Alligatoridae. Gene Ontology annotation, cellular component: signaling receptor complex; membrane. Gene Ontology annotation, molecular function: ATP binding; protein binding; transmembrane receptor protein tyrosine kinase activity.
UUCAUCUGUCCACACUUUUGUUUCAUUAGUUGAAUACAAAGCUAUGAAAGAGAUGUUGCACAAUUUCAAGGCAAGUGAUCCAGGAAUCCCUAAAGUCACAAAAUGGAUGUAUUUUAAGUAAGGAUUUUAAUUCACUUGAACAUUGAAAUGAAGAAGUUUUGUUUCUGGCAUCUAGAACCAAGGGAAUUUGUAUGACUGAAUUAAGAAAAGCAGCAUUCUGACAGAUGAAUCUGUUGUUCAAGUUAUGAAGAACAUCUGCCUGUGGAAUUACAAGCUAACCAGUUUUGUUUCUUUUUGCUACGCAUUGAUUUCCACAGGACAUUGCACUUUCUCAGACAAUUGUCAGAACUUAUGUGCAAGUAGUGUGGAAGGAGAGCUUGCCAUUAAUAACCUUUGCAAUGUUAGUGACAUCACCAGAGCUUGCACACAGGGCUGUCAAUUUUGGAAUGCAACAGUACAAGAAAAUUGCCCGCUGAAAUGUAACCAGACCUACAUUAGAGCAUGUGAGAGAAUUUCCUGCAAGUUUGGCUGCAGCUGUGCAGAGAAUGCUUAUGGCAUUAAAAUACAGGAUUACUUGAACACACCUACAGCACCAUUUGCAUCUAUCAUUGGAAGCCACAAUGUGACUUUACGAUGGAAGUCAGCUAAUAUUUCUUGGGUGAAAUACAUCAUCCAGUGGAAGUACAAUCAGCUCCCUGGAGACUGGAGGUACACUGAGGUGACAUCUGAGCAUUCAUAUACAGUGAAUAAUCUUCAAGCCUUUACAGAGUAUGUGUUUCGCAUAGUUUGGAUCCUCACAUCUCAGCUGCAGCUGUAUUCUCCACCUAGCCCCAGUUACCGGACUUACCCAUCUGGAGUUCCUGUUACAGCUCCUAUUAUUAAAGAUAUCGAAAGCUCAGGCCCUUACACCAUUGAAGUUAGCUGGUCUCCGCCACUUUUCUCCAGUGGGUUGAUUGUUGGCUAUAAUUUACUGCUGACCAGUGAAAGACAGGAACUACGUGGAGCAACAAGCAGUCAAAGUUUCCAGUUCUUCUCCACCUUGCCGAAUACCACUUACAGGUUUAUGAUUGAAGCAGUAAAUAUGGUUGGUGCUGGGCCAUUUGCAGAAGCCACCAUUACUACACCAGAAUCUGAAGUAAAAGAGAAAGCAAAAUGGCUUUUUCUAACCAGAUACCAAUCUCUAAGAAAGAGAUCCAUGGAAUCAUUUUUGGAAGCAGCAGAAUGCCUUCAGAGUAAUGUUAUAUGCAACAAUAUUACAGGGAUUGCCGUGAAUGUUUAUCAGCAAGCUGUCUAUUUCUCAGUGGGGAAUUCUAUCUGGGUAAAAGGAGCUGCUAGCAUGUCUGAUGUGUCUGACCUAAAGCUCUUUUACACUGGCUUGGGAACAAUUACUUCAAUCUCUGUGGACUGGCUUUACCAGAUGAUGUACUUUGUCAUGAAUGCAAAGGUAUAUAUCUGUAGUUUAGAGAACUGCACAGUAGCUGAAGACAUUACUCCACCUUCAGUGACUUCCCCUAGGAAAGUUAUAGCUGACCCGUAUAAUGGGUAUAUUUUCUAUCUUCUGGAGGAUGGUAUUUACAGGGCAAGCCUCCCUACCUCUUCAGAUCUAAUCACUGCGGCUUUACUAGUUGUGAGAAUCCGUGCUCCAAAAGACUUUGUGAUUAACUACCAGUCCAAAAGACUUAUUUUCUUCUACAAAGAAAGACAGUCCUUUGUAUCUUGUUUUCUGGAUGGUUCAGGAUUUAACGAACUGCGACCUAAAGUUUCAUUUGCAGACAUAGAAAGUUUUGUUUAUGAGAAUAACACGUUGGUGGUCACAAAUGGUAGGGCAGUUUUCCAUGAAGAGAUGUCUGCAAACGGGAUCUCCAGCUUUAAUGAGUACAUUGCAGAUUGCAGCCUUACUGAUCCAGACUAUUUUGGGUAUGGAAACUUGCUCUUUUAUGGCUCGUCAACUCAGCCUUUUCCUUUGCCAUCACCGCCUCAGCUUGUCACAGCUCUGUUUGGAUCAGACCGAGCUGUAGUCACCUGGAAACCACCCGAACCCACUAUUGGAACCAAUCCUUCUGCUUGGAAGAACUGGACUUAUAUUUUGAAAGUAUCAUCUCAGGGUUCUGCUGACGAGGAUCUAGCUGUCUCAAAUAUCAGUCAUACUAACUUUACAGUGAGAGACCUGUCCAACUUCACAGCAUAUGAGGUGUCAGUGAGAGCUUUGUCUCCUGCUGGGGAAGGGCCAUGGUCAGAGUCUUUUAAGGGUACUACUUUAAAAGAAGUUGAAGAAGAACCUUAUAUUUUGGCGGUUGGAAAUGAAGGUCUUUGGAAGCAGCGCUUGGAUCAUUUUGGGCCAGGAGAAUUCCUCUGUCCUGAUUUAAGAAAUGUUACAGACCUGGACUGGUAUGAUGACACUCUUUACUGGAGCAACUCCAUAGGAGAAGUUCAUAUGUGGUCAUUGAGUAGAAGAGCUCCUGCCAUUGUGAAUUCUCCCCUAUCUGACAUCAAAAAAGCAAGGAUACUGGCCUUUGAUUGGCUGGGUCAGUGUUUGUACUGGGCUGGAAAGGCAAAUACGAUCUAUAGAAAAUCACUGCUGGCAGGACACACUGAUGUUGUGGUUUAUGUCACAUUCCUGGUGAAGGAUCUUGUGAUUGAUUCAGUAAAUGGCUAUCUGUACUGGGCUACAGCUUACUCUGUGGAGAGUACCAGACUGAAUGGAGAAUAUUAUUUAAUGUUACAAGAGCAGCCCCAGUUUUCUAAUAAGCAGGUGGUUUCUUUAGCUUUGGAUCUCAGUGGUGGCUUCCUCUACUGGUUUGUGCAGGACAAUCUACACCUAAAUCUAUACAGAGUCUCCCUCUGUGAAGAGAGUUGUGGUAAUGCUGUAGUCACUGAAUUGGCAGCAUGGAGUUCUUCAGGAAUAUCCCAGAAUGCACUGGUAUAUUACAGUGAGCGGCUGUUCUGGAUUAAUGCCCAGCAGUUCAUUACAACACAGGAAGUUGGUCAGAGUGUUGGUAUCCCCUUUUCAGAGCCAGCAGCGUUUUCAGCUUUUACCCUUGUUCAGAGAUCUCUCAAACCUCUGCCAGGAAACUUUUCCUUUGUGCCCAAAGUGAUCCCAGAUUCAGUUGUGAAGUCUUCUUUUAAGAUUGAACAAAAUUCUUCGAGGUUUCAUAUCCUUUGGAAUGCCGUUACAAAUGUGGACUGGGGCGUUGUCUUCUACUGUGUGGAAUCCAAGGUUCUACAAGCCAAGUUUGCAGAUAAUGAACGGUACCUGCGACCACAUAAUCUGACAGUACCUGUCUAUACAGUUGAAGGGCUGGAGCCUUAUACACUGUUUGAUUUUACUGUUACUCCUUACACCUACUGGGGCAAGGGACCUAUGACAUCCACCUUCCUGCGAUCUCCAGAAGAAGUUCCUUCAGCACCUACAAGCCCCAGAAUCUACGUGCUCCAUUACGGCCCAUAUGAAGGAAAAGAGAAGGCCCUUGUGGAAUUCAGAUGGGAUAAACCCAGGAGGGAAAAUGGAGCACUAACAGAGUUCAGAAUUUACUACCAAAUAGGAAACCAAAGUGAUGCUAAUGAGAAUUUUACAGAAUGGAGUAUAAGCAAAACUGCACCCUCUGUAAUGUCCUUUUCCCUCAAGGCUGUGCUUCCUAGGCUCACAAUACGGUUCCAGGUACAAGCCUUGACAUUUGUGGGUCCAGGACCUCUUUCUGAUAUAGCAGAGAUUAAAUCCACAGAUCUUUUUCCAGUUCCAACUCUUAUAACUGUUUCUUCCAAUGAGAUGGCCCUCAUUGACAUAGAUAGAAAUCAGACCAUCAAGAGUCUUCCCAUAAAAGAUGUAAACCAAAUCAGUUACACUGCUAAUGAUGAAACUAUGUAUUACAUAGAGGAAGAUUGUCUUUUUCAUCUGAACAUACCAAAUAAUUCCGUGCUUCAGCUUUUCAAAGAUGGAUAUCUCCGCAAUGCCACAGCUAUUGCAAUUGACUGGAUUGCAAGACAUGUCUUUGUUGCCCACAAAACAUUGUGGAGUGGAGCUGAAAUAUUAGUUAUUGAUCUUGAACUCAAGGCAAGAUCACUUAAAACUUUGAACAUACAGCCAACUAAUCGAAAUUUGACCAUAUCAUCUCUGCUGGCAUUUCCUUUCUUAAGUCGUCUGUACUGGAUGGAAACCCUUGAUUAUGGUGCUUGGAUCUUUUAUUAUGAUACUUUGAAUAACACUGCAUACCAUGUUUUGGGGGACACAUCUUUAAAACAUCAGACAAGAAAUAACUGCAGUUGCAACCUAACUGAAACAGACCUAGGUAGAGCAAUGACUAUAGAUAUGACUGACUCAAAGAAACCACACAUACUCUUUGUCAAAGGAAGGGAUGAAAUAUGGGCCUCAGAUAUGGAUGGAUGCUACUGCUGGAGAGUUAUCCAUGUUCCUAGUCAUCAAGAUAUGACUUUUGGCAGUUUGACGGUUGACAGACAGUUUAUAUAUUGGAGUAUCAUAACAAAGGACUAUACCACAAUUUAUCAAGCAAAUAAAGAAAGCAAAGCACUCUUCAUCCAGGAAAGAGCAUAUGGAAAGUUGCAAAUCUUAGCCUACAGCUUAGUCAUGCAACCCUAUCCAGAUAAAGAAUGCUUGAUUCUUGCCUCCAAUGCUGAGAAACCUAUAGUUUCUCCUACAAAUACCAGUAUUACAGUGAGGUUGCCACCUGUCAAAACACAGCUUUUGUGCCCAGGCAUAACUCUCCCUACUCCAACAUAUCUUGUGUACUAUGGAAAAAUUGCCAGCAGGGGUAUGAGCUGUUCAUCCGGACUACAGUGUAGAAUAAUGGAAAGUCAAAAAAAUAUAACCGUUAUUGAAGGCCUAGAUCCGUUUUCAAGGUAUGUCAUACAAGUGGCAGUGAAAAACUAUUAUUCGGAAACUUCUGAACAGCCAUCCUUGGGGAAAGAAACCAUUGGCACAACUUUCUAUGGAGUACCAGAGGCAGUUGGCCUAAUUGAGGUGCUAGUUCUGUGUGACAACACCAUCAAUAUAUCUUGGAGUGAGCCCUCACAGCCAAAUGGACCUAGAGAAUCAAUUCGCUAUCAAAUCCUUAUCAAUUUCUUGCCUGCUAUUCCUGCAACUCCUUUGAAAAAAAGUGAAUUUCCAAAUGGGAAGCUUGCCUGGUCUAUUAACAACCUCCAAAGUGGAACAAAGUACAAAAUUAAGGUUCUUGCUUUCCAUCCACGGAAGAACUGGUUUUCUGAAAGUGCCCCUGUAUUUGCAACAACUUUUGAGACUCCACCUGUACCAGUCAAUAUUAUUGCCAGAAACACCAGUGUACAGCUAGAAUGGACACUUCCUUUACACGUUAACAAAACCAGCUUUUGGUUUGAAUUGCAGAAGUGGCAGACCAAGAACUAUUGGUUUUCUCCUGCAACUACUUCAUGUGCUGAAGGACCCAGGUUUACAUGUAAUCUCACAGGCAUUCUUCCUCACACCGCCUACUUUGUGCGGGCAGGCGUAAUUUAUGUAACAGGAACACACAGCAUCUCACCUCCAGCAAGCUUUAAAACUAUGGCUGGAGUUCCAAGUAAGCCAGGAAUUCCAAAAAGAGAAGAGAAUAAAAAUGUUGUACAAUGGCAAAAAGCUGAAGACAAUGGAAGUAAUCUUACAUACCACAUCUUGGAAAGCAGGAGGUGUUCCCAUAAUACAAGCAAAAUGAAACCAUCCUGGGAGGUGGUUUACAAUGACUCUUGCACUGAUGUAUGUAUAUGGAGGGCCAAGAACACAGAAGGAACUUUCCAGUUCAGAGCAGCCGCUGCAAAUUUGCUUGGACUUGGUGAAUACAGUGGCAUAAGUGAGAAUAUUGUGUUAGUUAAAGAUACUGCACCCUUCCCAGAGGCGAGCAUUGUCAUAGCUGUGGUAAUCGGAAUAACUGGACUAAUCUUGAUUGUGUUUGCACUAGUUGCUUUUGUUUGGCACCAGAGGUGGAAAUCCAGAAAGUUGACACAGCCUGGGCAGAUUGUUUUUGUCAAGGAAGACAAAGAGUUAGCUCAACUUAGGGGACUUCAUGAUGCUGUGGGACUGGCCAAUGCUUGCUAUGCUGUGCACAAUCUCCCUACUCCAGGUGAGACUGAAUCCUUGCCAGCCUUUCCUCGGGAAAAACUGAAUUUGCAUAAGUUAUUGGGAACAGGAGCUUUUGGAGAGGUGUAUGAAGGGACUGCUGUAGAUAUCAUGGCAGCUGGAAGCAGAGAAUCCAAAGUAGCAGUGAAGACUUUAAAGAAAGGUGCUACAGAUUAUGAAAAGAGUGAAUUCCUGAAGGAGGCACACUUAAUGAGCAAAUUUGAUCACCCACACAUCCUUAAGUUACUUGGAGUUUGUCUGCUGAAUGAACCCCAGUACAUUAUCUUGGAACUGAUGGAAGGAGGGGAUCUACUUAGCUAUCUACGAGGAGCAAGAAUGCAAAAGUUCCAAAGUCCCUUGCUAACACUAGUUGAUCUUCUGGAUAUUUGUCUGGAUAUCUGCAAAGGUUGUGUCUAUUUAGAGAAAAUGCACUUCAUCCACAGGGACCUAGCAGCCCGAAAUUGCCUUGUGUCUGUGAAGGAAUACAGCAGCGCUUCCCGAAUAGUGAAGAUUGGGGAUUUUGGACUUGCCAGGGAUAUCUAUAAAAAUGAUUACUACAGAAAAAGAGGAGAAGGCCUGCUCCCUGUGAGAUGGAUGGCCCCUGAAAGCCUGAUUGAUGGUGUAUUUACUAGUCGAUCUGAUGUAUGGUCUUUUGGAGUCUUAGUAUGGGAAACUUUAACCCUGGGUCAUCAGCCAUAUCCAGGUUUCUCCACUCUUGAGGUUUUGCAUCAUGUACGAUCAGGAGGGAGGCUGGAGAUGCCAAAUAAUUGUCCUGAUAACCUAUGGGACUUGGUGAUAAGAUGCUGGGUCCAAGAACCAUGUAACAGACCCACUUUCUGUUAUAUUCAGGAUCAAAUGCAAGAGGUGAGAAACUCUCCUCUGUGCUAUACCUCUCACCUUUAUAGCAAGACAUUGUCCACUGGAGUCAUCAAUCAGGCCUUUGAAGAUAGCGAUGCUCUGUGUACAGAUUCAGAUAGUAUUAUUUCAACUGCUUUAGAGGAAACCAAGAAUGAAGAAGGCUUAAAUUAUCUGGUACUUGUCAGAGAAAGCAAUCCAGAUGAAGAAAACAGCAAUUCAAAUGGAUGUAAUAAAAUCUAAUUGUGUCAUUUGGAGAAAAGAAGAGUAGGCACAAUAUGCAGAUGAAGAAAUAAGCCAAGGAAAAUGCCCUUCACUUGGCCCUUCUUUCAGCAAUCCUGAAGGCAUGAACUAUGCCUGUGGUCUGGUUUAUUUUCAGUUUAAGGAACUAGCAAGUUUGUUUCUUAUGGUAAUUAGAGAUGUAAAAUAUGGGAAAAUAUCACAAAGAAAUGGAUUUUGUUUAAUAGAAUAGAAAUAAUAACACAACUGCACAUGACUAUUUUGUUCAAGAAUUUCUGAAUUUUAUGACCUCUAGUUUUGUAGGAGAUAAAGUGAGGGAAUAAAACAUGUAAUCAGCUGAGACGUGUUUCUUCUGUAACACUGAAUUAUCCAUUCUCUAUCUAGUAUGCUCAUCUUUUUUGGCAGAUAACAAACACAUUGGCUCACACCCAUUCAUGCUUAAAAGGAAGCAUUGAUAAGCUAUUGUAUAUAUUAUAAAGAUGUUUUCCUCUGGUUUAGAGAAACAAAAUCAACUGAAAGUUUCUCCCAAAUUUAGAUCUUUUUUUUCAAAAUACACUUUUACAAGCUGAAAAGGCAAUUUAAAUGUUUUAAUGGCCGUUUAUCUUUUUUUAAAAGAAAUUCCAUUUAAAAUUAGAAUUCAGCCAACAAAUGAUGAUUAUUCAUCAGUGGGGGUAGUUUAUUUUAUUACUUAAUUUAAAAGAGAAAAAGAAAAGAUUCUAGAACCAUUUAGACCUAUUAAAUUGUGUUGUUGCUUAUUUGUGGAUCCAUAUGAACUUACCAUACUACCUUUGUCCUCCUUGCUCCUUCUGUUUGUCUUAUUUCAUAUUGGGUUAUAAGAUCACCAUGUCAGGAGCUUUCUCUUAUAGUGAUUAGAUUAAUGGGGAUGCACUGGCAAUUGGAAUUCUAGGAAGAUACAGGAGACCAUGGUAAUCAGUCAUGAUGCAAGAUUAAAAGAUGCUAUUAUCCUUUCAUGUAUUUGGAAGUCAGAGCAAAUUAUUUGACAAGUUUCCCAGGUGGCAUAUACCACAGUGAGGAAUAAAAACACAUUGAUAGUCAACUGGGACCAUGUCAUAGUGAGUUGUAAUUCAGCAAGUUAGAUAGCAUCUCCUACAUCAUUUUCCUACCCUGUCAAAUGUAACCAUAUCACACUUUUCUUUGCAUCUCUCUGAUGCUCCCUCUUCCUUUAUAACAUCAAAUAUAAGUUACAACCUUGUCUUCGCCUUCUGAUUAGAAUUUCACCCAGCAGCAUAGUUUGGUAUUUUGGGUCUAGCUAAGGGCUGCUUGAUGGCUCCUCAGUGACCUACAUGAAAUAUGUUGACAGUGCAAUCCAAUUCUGCCUGUAGAGUUGCUCAUAUCACAAAAACCACUAGAGAGAACUUUGAGAGGUAGUUAGCCAUGUUAGUAUGAAGUCAUGCAGAAGGCAGGGCAUAGCAUAUCAUCUGACAGAAGGCUGUCACCUAUGAAAGUUUAGCUUUCUGAACUAGUUAGUUUCUAAGGUGUCAUCCUACCCUGCCUUCUGCCUAGAGAGAGUUUUGGUGACGAUCGUAGCAGAGUGGCCAAACAUUUAAGAGGCAAGGAGAACCUUUUUAGCUUUCCAACCUCACUCUGGAUUCAUUAUCUAUGUGAUAAGAAACUGUCAUUGCCCAGCCUUCAUUUAUCUCUGAACUGGCCAAUCUCCAGCUCUGGUGGAACAAGAUAAAGAUGUUAUAGAGGUGUUAUGACAUAAAUCCUUUAUAAGUCUAUGGGUAAAACAUUUAAUGUAAGGAACUUUGAUAUUUUUGAAGAAGAAAAAAAUCUUGUAUGUGUGUGUAUGCAUGUGGUACUACAUGGCAUAUAUGAGAUGUUUAUAAUCUGAGCUUUCAGAAUGAGUAAAAUAGUCAUUGUGCCUUUACUACUGGUACAAGAGGCUCUCAGUUUCCCAACAUAAGAGGCAUCAAUAUUUAUUCUGGCUCUUAUUCUUUAAAACAGUACCUCAAAGUUCAAUAUGGGGGCACAUCUACUAAUGCAUAUCUAUUAAUGUGUGUGAAUAAACUCCGGAGCUUAUCUGGAUUCUUUACAUGUGCCUGGGACUGUAGUACGCUGAGCCUGGGUGGAGCAGCCCUGGCUGGCAGGAGGUCUAAGAGGCCAGCCUG